GCGCAAAAAGUGUAAAAGUGUAAAAGUCAAGUAACGUGUUUGUCAGACAUAACCUUGACGUCGCGACAGAGAGUUGAAUAAUCGCCGCAAUGUGACGGAAGUUUUCCGGAAAAAACAAUACUAAACAUGUUCGAUAACUAAAUUAUUGCGCAAUUAAAAAAUGUUAUUAUUACGAAGCAUCGCCUCGGCACGAAAACUCCCCUGUUUCAAAUCAAAAUCAUUCUGUGAGGUUAAACCAAGUGCCACAUUCAACUUAUUGAAUCAACAAUACCAAAAAUCCGACUUUGCUAAAUUAAAUGUCCUCAACGAUGAACCACAAAAAGAGAAGAAAAUCGCCGAGAAGCUAGUCGACAUAUCACCAAAGCCUAUCCAACCGUAUCUACGCCUUGCACGGCUGGACAAACCAAUAGGAACAUGGUUACUCUACUGGCCUGGUGCUUGGAGUAUAGCUGCAGCUGCACAACCAGGAUGUUUCCCAGACCUAUAUUUAUUAAGUCUUUUUGGCGCUGGCGCUAUAAUCAUGCGAGGUGCAGGCUGCACAGUGAAUGACAUCUGGGAUAAAGACAUUGAUGGCAAAGUUGACAGGACUCGCAAUAGACCUCUUGUUGAUGGUUCAGUGUCAAUGAAACAAGCCUACGCGUUUUUAAUCGCGCAGUUAUUCGCUGGGCUUGCUGUCCUGAUGCAGUUAAAUUGGUACAGCAUCCUCCUAGGCGCCAGUUCUUUAUCUCUAGUGUUUAGUUAUCCGGCUUUCAAGCGGUUUACUUAUUGGCCACAACUUGUACUUGGGUUUACGUUUAAUUGGGGUGCGUUGUUGGGUUAUAGCGCUGUGAGAGGCUAUCUGGAGCCGACAAUUUGUGUGCCAUUGUAUUGCGCGGGGAUUUUCUGGACGCUCAUCUACGAUACGAUAUAUGCGCAUCAGGAUAAAAAGGAUGAUUUGUUGAUAGGUUUGAAGAGUACUGCGAUACACUUUGGUGAUAAAACGAAGCUGUGGUUGAGUGGCUUUUCUGUUGCUAUGAUUAGCUCACUUGCUGUGACAGGCGUGAUGGCGGAACAGACGUGGCCAUAUUAUGCUUCCCUAGCGUUAAUUUCGACACAUCUUGCCUCGCAGAUUGUUACGUUAAAUAUAGAUAAUACCAAUGAUUGUGCUAGUAAAUUUAUAUCCAAUCACCAGGUUGGGUGGAUAUUGUUUUUGGGUUUUGUGUUGGGCAACUUGUAUAAUAGUCAAAAUGAGAAUUCUGUAAAAACAGAAAAAGUGUGACAUAAAUUAAAUAUUUAAAUAAAA
Messenger RNA from Dalotia coriaria, 1282 nucleotides. It is a transcript of the gene Coq2, whose product is annotated as ubiquinone biosynthesis protein COQ2, mitochondrial. The record is from RefSeq and is a predicted model, not a curated record. NCBI's taxonomy places the organism in Eukaryota, Metazoa, Arthropoda, Insecta, Coleoptera, Staphylinidae. Gene Ontology annotation, biological process: ubiquinone biosynthetic process. Bases 161 to 1258 code for a protein of 365 amino acids. Gene Ontology annotation, cellular component: mitochondrial inner membrane. The transcript has a single exon.